AUGCCGGCCAGCCGGUCGGUCGGUCGGACGAUGCGGGGGCGGCUCACUUCCCGAGAAGCUGCAACAACAGCAGCGCGGUUAUCUCGUUACGUGCGGCGCGCUCGCCUCCAUCGCCCGCCCGCGCCCCCGCCCGCGGCCCGCCUCGCUGCGCCGCGCCGCGUCACGUCACGGGCAAUGACGUGGCGCAAGGCCGCCCGCGGGCGGCGGCGAAGGCGGCAGGCCAGCUGGGCUUAUUCCCGCGAUUCGCGAUGGCUCCGCUGCCAACCUGCCGGCGCAGCGGCCGAGCGCCCGCGAGUGCGCGCCGCCAAUGGAUUGGACGUUUCCCGCCGUGUGGACCCGACGUCGUCGUCGCCGCCGCUGCCAACGCCACGUAGAAGGUAG
Gryllus bimaculatus (two-spotted cricket) is the source of this 381-nucleotide messenger RNA. Lineage: Eukaryota; Metazoa; Arthropoda; Insecta; Orthoptera; Gryllidae. The record is from the annotation of a GenBank genome assembly.